Lampris incognitus (smalleye Pacific opah) is the source of this 1125-nucleotide messenger RNA. It is a transcript of the gene slc25a32a, whose product is annotated as solute carrier family 25 member 32a. The coding region runs from base 160 to 1125 and encodes 321 amino acids. The record is from RefSeq and is a predicted model, not a curated record. Gene Ontology annotation, cellular component: mitochondrion. The transcript is spliced from 7 exons. Gene Ontology annotation, molecular function: FAD transmembrane transporter activity; folic acid transmembrane transporter activity. NCBI's taxonomy places the organism in Eukaryota, Metazoa, Chordata, Actinopteri, Lampriformes, Lampridae. Gene Ontology annotation, biological process: folate import into mitochondrion; nucleotide transport.
GACGCGCAGCAGAUCCGUGUUCGUGCGUCGUGGAGGUCAUGUCGCUGUCAGGCCUGCAGAACUGAAGACGUGCCGCGUCAGGCUGACCUGCUGCUUCAGCGGUGCUGGUUCGGAAACACGCCGCCGUCCGCGACACCAGCUCCGUACAGGGACGCCAUCAUGGCCGGAGGAGCCGCCAAGCAGCAGCUGUCGGUAACGGAGUUCGCUGCAGGCUGGAGGACGGCGGACAAGCUCAGGUGUCUACUGGGUCACGUCCGGUACCAGGACCUGGCGGCCGGCCUGAGCGGAGGAGUCAUCUCCACUCUAGUCCUGCACCCGCUGGACUUGCUCCGGAUCCGCUUCGCAGUGAGUGACGGUCUUCACAUGCGUCCUCAGUAUGACGGCUUGGUGGACUGCAUGCGGUCUAUCUGGCGGCUGGAGGGCAUGCGGGGACUCUAUCAAGGCGUCACGCCAAACAUGUGGGGAGCAGGAACCUCUUGGGGACUCUACUUCCUGUUUUACAAUGCCAUCAAGGCCUACACUCAGGAGGGCAGAGCGACAGAACUCGGUGCUCUGGAACAUCUGAUGUCUGCUGCUGAAGCCAGUAUCCUGACAUUGUGUUUGACUAACCCGUUGUGGGUGACAAAGACCCGCUUGGUUCUUCAGUACAACACAGAUCCAGACAGGAAGCAGUAUAAAGGCAUGAUGGACGCCCUGAUCAAGAUCUAUCAGUCUGAAGGCCUACCAGGACUCUACAGGGGUUUUUUGCCUGGGCUUUUGGGAACAUCUCAGGCUGCGCUGCAGUUUACGACCUACGAGGCACUGAAGAGAGAAUUUAACUCCUACAAACACAAUCCAUCCGACACUCUACUGUGUCCGUGGGAGUACAUCACCAUGGCAGCCAUGUCUAAGAUGUGUGCCGUGGCAGCAACAUAUCCCUAUCAGGUGGUACGCACACGUCUGCAAGACCAGCACAACAACUACAGUGGAUUGAUGGACGUUGUCACACGAACAUGGAGUAAUGAGGGAGCCACAGGCUUCUACAAGGGCAUGGUUCCUAACUUGUUGCGAGUCCUCCCAGCCUGCUGCAUCACCUUCCUGGUCUAUGAGAACGUUUCUCGGUUACUCCUGGAUCAGUACAAAUGA